Messenger RNA from Candoia aspera, 2020 nucleotides. RefSeq names its product flavin adenine dinucleotide synthetase 1 (gene FLAD1). NCBI's taxonomy places the organism in Eukaryota, Metazoa, Chordata, Lepidosauria, Squamata, Candoiidae. The coding region runs from base 268 to 1779 and encodes 503 amino acids. The transcript is spliced from 7 exons. Gene Ontology annotation, biological process: FAD biosynthetic process. Gene Ontology annotation, molecular function: FMN adenylyltransferase activity. The record is from RefSeq and is a predicted model, not a curated record.
AAGCAAGAAAUGAUAAUAAUAGAACGUAGAUGUCUGGAAGAAAGCAAUCACCAACGUAUUUUUUAAAAACAUCCUGCGUCCAAGGGGUUGUAACGGGCGUGCAGAUCUUAAUUUCCUUGGGGUUUUGCAGGCAGCGCGGCUUCACGGGUCCCCCCGGGGCCACGCUUAGAACUGGCAGCAUCCAAGGGCCGGUCGCUCAUUCGCUGGAACCGCUGGCUCCACAGGAACAUUGUGCAAGCCAGAGAGCCGAGGGGGCGUCUCCAAGUUAUGGCGUCCCAUGAUGAUGGGGCAGUUUCAAGAAGCAGGGGAAGUGCCUCUAAUCCUGUGGCCGUGACUGCUGGCAUCAUCGUAAUCGGAGACGAGAUCCUAAAGGGUUACACUCAGGACACCAAUUCUUUUUUCAUGUGCCAUAAGCUCCGCUCGCUGGGCGUGAAGGUGGCCAAGAUCUCCGUGGUGCCGGACGAAGUGGACGCCAUUGCCACCGAGGUCACAUCCUUCGCCAACAGAUUCACUUACGUCUUGACGUCGGGUGGCAUCGGCCCCACGCACGACGAUGUCACCUUUGAAGCCAUCGCAAAAGCCUUCGGCGAAGAAGUCCGUCCCCACCCAGAGAUGGUCGAGCUAGUUAACCAAUUUUUCGGCAAGUCCAAGCCCGAGAGCCCCAAGAUGAAGCUGGCUUGUGUCCCCGAGUCAUCCCUUCUCAAUUACGGGGUGGACAAGGAGACAGGCCGUACCUUCCCGUUCCCCCUCGUCAGCGUCCGAAAUGUGUACAUCUUCCCAGGCAUCCCGUCGCUGAUGAAACGGGCCCUGGAUGGUCUCGGGCAUCUCUUCCAAAACGAGAAGACCCAGUUUUACUCCCAGGAGAUCUACGUGAAUGCCGAAGAAACCCGGAUCGCUUCGGUGCUCAACCAAGCCCACGCCAAGUUCUGGCCCCGCACUAACCUGGGCUCGUACCCCGAUUGGGUCAGUAACUACCACCGAGUCAAGCUGAUCCUUGACUCGGACUCGAAGGCAGAGCUGGACGAGGUCCACGCUUUCCUGAUGGAGAACUUGCCUUCGGGGUUAGUGGUGCCCUUGAUCGCCGAUCCCAUCUCCCGGGCCGCUACGGAUGUCUACAGCUUGGCUGAAUCCGGUUCUCCCCUUGGGCAGAAGGUGGCAGCAGCAUUACGGACCAUUGAAGAAAGCUUGGAUAGCUACAGUAUCUCAAAAAUCUGCAUUGGGUUUAAUGGCGGGAAAGACUGCACGGCCCUGUUGCAUCUUUGUUACGCUGCUGUGCACAGACGAUACCCAGAGAAGCUGGAACAGCUGCAGGCUCUUUACGUCCGCACCACGCUUCCCUUCCCGGAGAUGGAAGAGUUCAUUCAGGACACUGCUCAGCGGUACAAGAUUCGCAUUUGUGUGGUCCACGGGAACAUCAGAGAGGCUCUCGGCAUCCUGAAAACUCAGCAGCCCAAUCUGGAGGCUGUGCUGAUGGGUACGCGUCGCACCGAUCCCUACUCCUGCACCCUGACGCCCUUCUGCAUGACGGACCCCGAGUGGCCACAGUAUAUGCGGGUCAGCCCUCUGCUGGACUGGAAGUACCACGAUAUAUGGGGCUUUCUUCGCAGCCUUUACAUUCCCUACUGCAUUCUGUACGACAAGGGUUACACCUCGCUGGGCAGCAUGACCAACACACGGAAAAACCAAGCUCUGCGUUACACAGACGCACGAGGCCAGGAAUCCUACCGGCCAGCUUACGAGUUGGAAAACGAAGAAGAGGAACGUGUCUCCCGCCACUGAACUGUGAUGUCCGUGGCCAGCAUGGCUGGUUCAGCAAGGCCUGAAAAAAGUAACUGAGUUCAGGCCCGGCUUAUUAGAGUGGAAGUGAAUGCAUGGCAACAGCCACCCUCGGGCCUCUCUAGUCCCCUUGGCAUCUGGUAGAUGGGUCUUAUGCCCCGAAUUAUUAUAUAUCUCGCCGCUGAGACAGUGGCUGGCGGGCUGUGUUGUCUGUUCUCUGCGUUGCAAAGAAAAAGGGAAUAAA